Messenger RNA from Contarinia nasturtii (swede midge), 1384 nucleotides. Its product is annotated as lysosomal acid phosphatase. The transcript has 9 exons. Gene Ontology annotation, biological process: dephosphorylation. Bases 160 to 1323 code for a protein of 387 amino acids. Lineage: Eukaryota; Metazoa; Arthropoda; Insecta; Diptera; Cecidomyiidae. Gene Ontology annotation, molecular function: phosphatase activity. The record is from RefSeq and is a predicted model, not a curated record.
UAUUUCUGAUGCAUAUGUAAUCAAAUAAUAAACAAGUUUAUCAAAAGGCAUAGUGAUAUUGAUAUCAUCAAUAUUGUGAAUCGAAGUCAAAUCACUCCGAUUUCAAUUCAUUUUUGAGCUUCAUUCUGCAUACUUCAGUGUUUUUUUUUCGCGAAUUUCAUGGCUGACAAACAAUGUGGCAAUGAUCGUCGUAGCAUGACCAUUUCGGUAACAGUUUUAGGUAUCACUCUUGCCGUUGUAUUUUUAGCAUACCAUGCAUUCAGCGAAAAUAACAACGAUUCAAAUCAAUCAACCGUGAAAUUUGCAGCAAUUGUUUUUCGACAUGGCGAAAGAUCACCUUCGGGACUUUAUCCAAAUGAUCCACACCUCAAUUAUUCUUGGCUGGGUGGAUUUGGCGCUUUAACGUUGAAAGGAGCAUUUCAAGGGUAUACUCUUGGAACGAAGCUCCGAAAUCGAUACAUAAAAUUGUUACCAUCCAAUGGAUUUUAUACAACAAAAGAGAUGUAUGUAUUAAGCAGUGCUGCCGAAAGAUGUUUAAUGACGGCACAGACUUUUCUCGCCGGAUUCUUACCUCCGCCCAAUGGCCAUCAAUUACCUAUAAAAUGGCAACCUGUUGCCGUUAAUUCUGUAUCUCGAGACCGAGAUAGGUUAAUAUCGCAGAAAGGGAUUUGUCCUAAGUAUGAUGAAAUGCUGAAAAAAAUGUAUACAGAUCCACCUGCGGAGCUGAAGAAAUUCGUGGAAGAAAACGCUGAAUUAUUUACUUAUAUCAGCGAAAAAACGGGAGGGAACAUCACUAAUGUUCAUCAAGGCGAACAACUGUAUAAUAUAUUGUCGAUUGAACGGGACAAUGGGCUGGAGUUGCCGAAAUGGACGGAAUCUGUGUUUCCAGACAAACUUUUGGCACUCGCUGAACGUAAUCUAGCCGUUCUCACUGAAAACGAUUACAUGAAACGAGUGAAAGGAGGAUCACUUGUUACCGAUAUUCUUGAUCACAUGCUUCAAUUAAAAAAUAAUCAAAAUCAGCGAAACAUUUUCAUUUACUCUGGUCACGAUGUAACACUUGUGAAUACAAUGCGGGCAUUGGAUGUUAUUUCGCAAACAACAAAAAAACCCGACUAUACAUCCAGUUUGCACUUUGAAUUACAUCAAAAUCCAACUCUUGACAAUGAUCUUGAAGUCAAGAUUUUCUUCGGCUUCAAUCAUGAGAGUGAUUUAAAAGCAAUUGAUAUACCAAAUUGUGAUUCACCUUGCUCCUUAGAGAAAUUUACUGAGGCAAUUGAACCAAUCAUUAUUCGUGAUUACGAUGAAACGUGUGCAUUAUAGAUAAUUGUAUUUUAACACUUCUGACAAUAAAUUCGAUUAUUACAAAAAAUUACAUUCCAAA